Molecule: messenger RNA, 954 nt
Organism: Cladophialophora immunda
Lineage: Eukaryota; Fungi; Ascomycota; Eurotiomycetes; Chaetothyriales; Herpotrichiellaceae
Exons: 1
Coding region: 222-872 (216 amino acids)
Source: RefSeq, a predicted model, not a curated record
GUUUGCGAAGUGAUAGCCAGGGCAUGCAGCUCUGAAAUGCCCUGCUUUUGGCAUCAGGUGAUGGGAGACCCCCAGCCGCACCUGGUGGCACCUCAACCCCUCUUUCGUCAACGUUGCUAGGGUCUUUGUGAAAGCUGACCUUGUUCCCUUCAUUCUUGCAUUUAUUCGAGCUUCUGGACACCAGUUUCCUGUUCAACUGACCACCCUAGCCUUUGCUUGAAAUGAUGGCAGCACGACCUCUACUGCUUGGCCUAGCUUCAGCAGCCCGGUCCGGGGCUCUGGGUCUCCCCUUUCGGGCCGCAGCUGCACCCCAACGGGCCUUUCAACAAUCUACAGCAAACCUCAGACCCACGGCGGCGACUUCGAGCCCUUCAGGAGCGACCCCUCUGAAUAGCCAGACGCCACCUCCGGGCACUGUGCCCCCUCAAGCCGAAGUGUUUGCAGACAACAAGCACGCUGCAUUCCUGGGUGAAGCUGAUAGCAAUGAAGGGCACGAUGCCGUUCGAGAGGCUCAUGGGGCACCUCAACCUGCCCUCGAAGCGGAAAAUUCGGCAUUCUUGGGUGAGGCGGACUCGGAUGAUCACUUCGAGGUGCGCAAGACUAUAGAAGGAGACAGCGUUCCCCCUUUGGAUGCAAACAACGCAGCCUUCCUGGGCGAGGCCGACAGUGACGACGGGUUUGAGGCACGAAGAGCCGCCGAGGGGGACAAGCAAGAAAGCCUGGACGCCAGGAACGCUGCAUUUCUUGGUGAAGCUGAUAGCGAUGAUGCACACGAGGCUGAUUUUGAUAUCCAUCCUGAGAGACAUCGUCACAACAUCGAAGAUACCAGUGUUAGUGGUUUGCAUGGGCAACAGGGAGAACAAGAUCAGUGAGCAAGUAGCUGGAAGGGCCACCGCUAGUGGAUGUUCCCCUUAUGUACUUGGCGAGCGGCCCAAUUUCAAGGAAGCAAUUGUG